AUGACUGAAUCCCCGCGCAAACUUCAUCUCACGGCUUUCAUGCGGCCAGUGUCGCUGCACCCCGGAGCAUGGCGUUACCCAGGCUCAUACCCGGAUGCGAACUUCAACUUCAAGCAUAUCGCAAAGUUUGCACAAAAGCUUGAAGCGGCCAAAUUCGAUGCUUUCUUUAUGGCUGACCACCUGGCCGUGUUGAACAUGCCCAUCGAGGCCCUCAAGCGCAGUCACACAGUCACCUCUUUCGAGCCAUUUACUUUACUUUCUGCUCUUUCUACCGUCACCGACAAGAUUGGUCUCGCCGCAACAGCAAGUACUACAUACGAUGCACCGUAUCAUGUUGCUAGACGAUUUGCCAGUCUUGACCACUUGAGCGGCGGACGAGCUGCGUGGAAUAUCGUCACCACAGGCAACCCGGAAACAAGCCACAACUUCGGAUUCGAUGAGCAUUUAGCUCACGGUGACCGGUAUAAGCGUGCUCGCGAGUUCUACGAUGUUGUCACUGGGCUCUGGGAUAGUUUUGCCGACGAUGCCUUCACGCGUAACAUCGAGACGGGAGAAUACUUUGAUCCAGCAAAGCUGCAUACUUUAAAUCAUGCCGGUGAUGAGUUAAAAGUGCGCGGCCCUUUGAAUAUCGCCAGGCCUCCACAAGGCUGGCCUGUGAUCGUACAGGCUGGACAAAGUGAGCCUGGAAAGCAACUUGCAGCCGAGACGGCAGAAGUGGUGUUUUGCAGCCCAAAGGACAUCGAGGGUGCGAAGGCGCUGUACGCUGAUAUCAAAGAGCGAGUUGAGAAGGCGGGACGAAAGAGAGAUCAGCUGAAGAUCUUGCCUGCGGCGAUGAUUAUCGUCGGGGACAGCAAGCAAGAUGCGCAACAGAGGAGGCUGGACUUGGACAGUCUGGUGCAUUACGACACUGCUAUUGCUGCUUUGUCUAUUUCCCUCGGUACCGAUGUCAGUGGGCUUGAUCCUGACAGCUUUCUACCUGAAGACCUACCCGAAACCAACGCGAGCAAGACCAGCAGAGAAUCAGUUGAGAAAUUGGCUAAACAAGAGGGGCUGACGAUCCGUCAACUCGCGCAACGAUAUGGAGGAUAUGCCGGGCUGACAUUCCUGGGAUCACCGAGUGACAUUGCCGAAGAAAUGGAGACUUGGUUGCGAGAGAAGGCCUCGGAUGGCUUCACAUGCACAUUUCCUUUCUUGCCCCAGGGCCUGGAGGAGGUUACUGACAAGUUGAUUCCGGAACUGCAGCGGAGAGGUCUUUUCAGGGAUGAGUACACAGGCUCAACACUGAGGGAACACUUUGGUCUUGCUAAGCCAGAGAAUCGCUUCUUCAGCAAGACACCUUGA
Messenger RNA from Penicillium brevicompactum, 1341 nucleotides. RefSeq names its product LLM class flavin-dependent oxidoreductase. The coding region runs from base 1 to 1341 and encodes 446 amino acids. Gene Ontology annotation, molecular function: monooxygenase activity; oxidoreductase activity, acting on paired donors, with incorporation or reduction of molecular oxygen. The record is from RefSeq and is a predicted model, not a curated record. The transcript has a single exon. NCBI's taxonomy places the organism in Eukaryota, Fungi, Ascomycota, Eurotiomycetes, Eurotiales, Aspergillaceae.